AUGACGCGUAUUUUAAGUUACACGCUAGGAGAACGAAGUAAUCUUGAGGUUAAUCAGAUAAGAAGUCGAAAAGAUCGUUUAAAAGAGUUGUUUGAUGCUUUCGAGGAAGUUCAGUCGUCAAUUGAAGAAGAGAGUGGAGUAUCGGAGGAUAGUGAAAAGUACCGCAUCGAAGUCGAAGAUGUUUAUUAUAAAGCUAUGGCGAAUUGUGAUAAAAUUAUAAAGGAAGAGGAACCAGAGCAAAGCAUCAGUUAUUCACGUGCAAAUAGUGAAAUCCAGAGCAAUAGUAGUGCGAGUAGUAACCAAGUAGCACCCGUGAAAUUAGCUGCGUUGCAAAUACCAAAAUUUACAGGCUUAUAUUCAGAAUGGGCAACCUUUUAUGACAUUUUCACAGCAUUUGUACACAAUAAUAGGGAUAUAUCGGAAAUACAAAAAAUUUUCUAUUUGCGUGAAGCACUCGAAGGUGAUGCCGAAAAAUGUUUGCAAUGUUUAGGAACAACAGCCGAAAAUUAUAGAAUCGCAUGGCAAACCUUAGUAUCGCGUUAUAACAAUAAAAAAGUGUUUAUUCAAAAUCAUACUAAGGCGUUGUAUGGGUUACCUGCUAUCACGUCAGAAUCGUCAUUUCAAUUGCGUCAAUUAAUCGAUGGGCUAAACGGUCAUAUAAAUGCUCUUCAAAUGUUAGGUCAGCAACCUAAAUUGUGGGGUUCAUUGCUAAUUCAUUUAAUUACGAUUAAACUUGACAAAGAAUGCCUGCGCGAAUGGUAA
Molecule: messenger RNA, 762 nt
Organism: Diuraphis noxia (Russian wheat aphid)
Lineage: Eukaryota; Metazoa; Arthropoda; Insecta; Hemiptera; Aphididae
Source: RefSeq, a predicted model, not a curated record